AUGCUCACGUCUAGUAAUCAGUAUCUACGACCGGAUUACCUGUCGCCGCUUCCAACCACGCUCGACGCGAAAAAGAGCCCGCUGGCGCUUUUAGCGCAGACCUGCAGCGCUAUUGGUGCUGACACACCCAACCCGAAACUAAUCUCCGCUGCCGAGAAAGCCAGCAAGAAAUACGAAGAUAAAACGACAGUACACAUGGAUAAUAAACCAAGCUUUAAGCCUUAUGAAUCGUGCCUCACAUCAAGAGAGAAAACUAGAACGCCGGAGGACAGAUCCUCUGCGAAUGCGCACUCAAAGACUCCUUUAUCUUCUAAAGGAAGUGCUUCUACAACCCCAGUACAAGCGCGUUGUAACAGCAAUCAGAGUUCAUCAUCACAAAGAACACCACCACCGGCGCAUCGUAAAACACCUUCAGAGAAGUCUGACGAACGGUCUAGCCCUCUUCAUUCGCCGGCUCCAGCGAAAUCUAAUUCUGAAUCAACUAGUUCAGCAUCAAAGUUACCCUAUAUACCAACGUCUUUAACGUCCAAUGCUGAUACCAAAGAACCCUCAAGUUUCAAGCCUAGUGUACCUGUUACUUCAUCAGCUUUUCUAAGUGGAUUGCCCCCAUCCGGUUUCCCUUUACCAAUGGAUUUAAUGACAAGUAGUUUGAUGGCCGCACAACAUCAUGCCUUGAAGAACGGACUCAAUCCUUACUUGGCUUACGCGAGAAUGAAAGCUCCAGGAAGUGAUAUGGGAAUCUGUAGAGACCCGUACUGUACUGGAUGUUCUUUAAGUUCACAUUUGCUUAAGUCUGCGGUAUGUCCUGCUGGUUGCGCCCAAUGUGAUCACACCAAAACACCGUUUUCCUUACCUUCUGGUCAUCCAGCGGCGGCUGCAUAUGCCCACGCUCAAUUAGCAGCAUUAGCUGCUGCAUCACAGUUGCCUUUUGUGUGUAGCUGGAUGGCUGGAGAUUCUGCCUAUUGCGGUAAACGAUUUGCCACUUCUGAUGAAUUAUUACAACACCUUAGAUCACAUACAGCUAGCGGUGAAUCAAGUCCGAGCUUGUCGAUGUUAAGUGCAACACAUCCCUUAUUACAAAGGACUUACCCGACACCGCCUCUUUCGCCACUUACGCCAAGAUUCCAUCCAUACAGUAAGCCAUCACACAUGGUGUCGUCGCCUCCGCUACCGUUCCCUCUACCACCGCAUCCAUCACUGGCGGCGUAUUUCCCUUCAUAUCCGCUGUUUGGACCACGGCCCCUGCACCCUUGA
Messenger RNA from Parnassius mnemosyne (clouded apollo), 1254 nucleotides. Lineage: Eukaryota; Metazoa; Arthropoda; Insecta; Lepidoptera; Papilionidae. The record is from the annotation of a GenBank genome assembly.